UCGCUCUGACCUUCGCCUCGUAGUCUGUGGCCUCAGCUGCUUCACGCUGCAGGCGCUUCGGACGCGGGCGCGGUCAGCCAUUUUACACAUGCCAGAGAGGAGUGCCGGGCGUAGGACUCCAAAGGGAGACCUGGCUUCCUGACAUCGUGUACAUCCUUUCUGGAGGAGUGUAGGUGGAAAUGAGAAGUACUAUGCAGACCGCCUUGCACAGGCACUUAGGUGCUUAGAACGUGUCGGCCAGUGCAAAUGUCUGCAUGUGUGAAGGGAGCCUGCACGCCACACCAGCUCCCCCAGCGUCGCGUUUUACGCCGCCUGCCGGCCGCCCUCGCUCCGAUUUUACAGAGAUGAUGAGAGCCUUGGGAUACCCUCGACAUAUUUCCAUGGAAAACUUCCGCACACCAAAUUUUGGGCUUGUAUCUGAAGUGCUUCUCUGGCUUGUGAAAAGGUACGAACCUCAGAAUGACAUCCCUUCUGAUGUUGAGACUGAACAAGACCGAGUUUUCUUCAUUAAGGCAAUUGCCCAGUUCAUGGCCACCAAGGCACAUAUAAAACUCAAUACCAAGAAGCUUUAUCAGGCAGACGGGUAUGCAGUGAAAGAACUACUGAAGAUCACCUCUGUCCUUUACAAUGCUAUGAAGACCAAAGGCAUGGAGGGCUCUAAACUAGGAGAGGAAGACGUCAGCAAGUUCAAGUUUGACCUUGGCUCAAAGAUUGCAGAUUUAAAAGCAGCGAGGCAGCUUGCUUCUGAAAUCACUUCCAAAGGAGCAUCUCUAUAUGACUUGCUGGGCAAGGAGGUGGAGCUGAGGGAACUGAGGACAGAAGCAGUUGCCAGACCUCUGGAAAUAAAUGAGACUGAAAAAGUGAUGAAAAUUGCAAUAAAAGAUAUUCUGGCACAGGUUCAGAAGACAAAAGACCUGCUCAAUAACGUGGCCUCUGACGAAGCUAACUUAGAAGCCAAAAUCGAAAAGAGGAAAUUAGAGCUGGAAAGAAAUCGGAAGCGACUGCAGACUCUGCAGAGCGUCAGGCCAGCGUUUAUGGAUGAAUAUGAGAAGAUUGAGGAGGAAUUGCAGAAGCAGUAUGAAAUUUAUCUUGAGAAGUUUCGGAAUCUGGCUUAUCUGGAGCAGCAGCUGGAGGAUCAUCACAGGAUGGAGCAGGAGAGGUUUGAGGAAACUGAGAACACUCUCCGUCUGAUGCAGAACAAGCUCAAGGAGGAAGGAAAACGUGUGCUCAAGAGCGGAAGUCAGCCAGGAGUGCAUGAUGCGGCCCUCAGUGACAAGCCUGCAUGGAGUGUGUCCCCCUCCGAGAGGCCCAGCACAGGUAAUGACGACUCUGACAUUGACAUCCAGGAGGACGAUGAAUCCGACAGUGACGUGGAAGAGAGACGGCUGUCCAAGCUGCAUACGGCCAUGGAGGUGCUCAUGCAAGGACAACCCAGCAAGCGCGUCGUGGGCACAAUGCAGGGUGGAGACACGGACGAUGACGAAGACUUGGAGGACAGUGAGAUUGACAUGGAGGAUGACGAAGAAGACGACGAUCUGGAAGACGAGAGCGUGGCGCUCUCACCAGCUAAGCCCAGUCGAAGAGGCCGGAAACCUGAGCCCCUGGAUGAGAGUGACAGUGACUUCUGACCUUCUUGCCAAGGGACCUAGGCAGAUUAAAACCCUCAGAUUUGUAGGGAAAGGGGAAAUUGAGGAGGCAGAAGAAAAGAGGCAUUUGUUGGAUAAGCCAACUGGACUUGUUGUUAAUGAAGCAAAGCCUGUUUCUGGUUUAGUUUCCUGGGUGUUGCUCACACAUUCCAAAGCUUAAACAGGAACCGGAGCCAGCCCCACAGAGGAUUUUUUUUUUUUUUGGCCUUUUCUCUCUCCUAAAAUUUGGGAAAUGCAUGUGUUCCUAGUGAUUCACAUCCACAGGGCAAAAACUUUUGAGAUAUAACAGCCAACACCAUGUAAGUCUUGGCUGUUAGGUUUGUCACACUUUUUCUCUGAAAGUCAGUGGGACCUUCCCAGACUUGGGGCCGAAACUGGGCCCAGGACUCAUUGCAGGAACUGUAGGGCAGCCAGGACAUUCACAUUGUAUCAUUUUUUUGAGUCUAGGCUUUAAUUUACUCUGUAGUCUUAUUUUCCUUCUUCUGCACAUUCACAAUACCAAGCUUUAAAUGUAUUUUACUAACUAAAGUUUUCUGAAAGAAAGUAGCUAAUUCAUAUGAAAACCAGCUUUCCUUAAAGAUCAGGCAACAGAGAGAUGCUCCAGGUCAUGCACACUUCAUUUUCUCUCAGAAGGCUGAUGUUCCUCCAUAGGAAGGAGGAAAUUAAGGGAAAAGUGUUGGUACGUAUUCAGGUUUCUGACUUCAAAAAAUAAACCAUAUUGAAUUUAAUAGAAUAGCACUAGAAGAACUUCCCUUUUGUGAAGCGAGAAGUGACAGGUAUGUGGAUUUUGCUUUGCUUUGGUUUUGUUAAUACACAGAACAAGCACAGAGGAGUUUUCGUUUACUUUUCAAUUAUAAAAUCAGAAGACUUGGGAAGUUCUUUAUCUCAAUAAAUGUAUUUUACACCAUA
Molecule: messenger RNA, 2555 nt
Organism: Dama dama (fallow deer)
Lineage: Eukaryota; Metazoa; Chordata; Mammalia; Artiodactyla; Cervidae
Gene: IFT38
Product: clusterin associated protein 1
Exons: 13
Coding region: 255-1628 (457 amino acids)
Biological process (GO): cilium assembly
Cellular component (GO): cilium; intraciliary transport particle B; centrosome
Source: RefSeq, a predicted model, not a curated record